Molecule: messenger RNA, 1326 nt
Organism: Corylus avellana
Lineage: Eukaryota; Viridiplantae; Streptophyta; Magnoliopsida; Fagales; Betulaceae
Source: RefSeq, a predicted model, not a curated record
GCCUAUGCUCCCACCCCAUGCCCCGACAAUCCCAGCUAAUAUGCCUCGAAUCUUCUCCCGAACUUGUUCCUACGGUUGAUGCUACUUAUAAAUAAGCCAAGCUGCGAUACUAGCUAGGCCAAAGAAUUCCUAAGACACCGUUGAACAAUGGCAACCACUAGAUUAUUACGUACGUCUAGGCCUUUGCGUCUUGGUCUUCCUUCUUCUUCGUCGCCGUCUUCGUUGUCCGGGACCACGGUGAGGUGUGUAAGCACGGCGGCCGGGUUUAACGGAGAGAAGACGGUUUCUGGGGAUAGGGAGAGGAAACCGAUGGUGGCCGUGAAGGCCUCGUUAGCGGCUUCCGAGAGCUUAACAAUUACCUCUAAACCGCAAGUCAAUCGGGGACUACUGGAUUUGGCUUCUGUACUGGCAAAUGCUAGCCUGGCUGCCGUGUUUUUGCUAAGGCUGGCUGUGCAACUCAAGCCACGCAAAUUUUACGUCCAAAUGUUCCUUGAAAGGGCCAUAAUUGAUUGCCGAUUCUUUACAUUCAUUGCUGUUGCGGGAUCUUUACUCGGUUCAGUGUUGUGUUUUGUUGAGGGUUCCUUUAUCAUACUAGAGUCAUAUUUGCAGUAUUUCUAUACGACGUUGUCACAAAAGAUGGACCAAGAACAUAUGGUGCACCUACUUAUUGAAGCAAUAGACAUGUUCCUGGUAGGAACCGCCAUGCUCACGUUCGGGAUGGGUUUGUACGUCAUGUUUGUUGGAACAAGGAGUAUGAAAGAAAAGGGCCCAUGGCUUUCCGGGUCAAACUUGUUUGGACUCUUCUCUAUGAAGACACUUCCAACAUGGGCUGAGAUGCAAUCAGUUUCACAAGCCAAAUCGAAAAUCGGGCAUGCUGUGAUGAUGAUUCUUCAAGUGGGAGUAUUGGAGAAGUUAAAGAGUGUAAAUUUGGUUACUGCGGUGGAUCUUGCCUGUUUUGCCGGGGCUGUGCUAAUAUCCUCAGCCAGUAUCUUUCUUCUCUCAAGACUCUCUGCCGACUGAAUUACGUACAAUGGAAGAUAUAAUGAUAUAUAUAUAUAUAUAUAUAUAUAUAUAUAUAUAUAUAGUUAGUUGAUAUACUCAUUUAUUAUAUACAUAUAGCUAGGCCUAACAUAUGUAUGUAUGGUUAAUCAAUAUCAUUCAUUCUUUUAUUAAUUAGUACGAAUUGUAGAUAGAAAGCAUACAUAGGGGGAUCGAUCCCUCUGCAUGUAUAAGAGUUAGAAUAUGUGCAGAGAGGAAGAAGAAGUGGAGUCUUUAAGCCCUUUGCGGAUAUUGUAGUUUAAUUUCCGAUUAUCAUAUAUAAAUGUU